Tachysurus fulvidraco (yellow catfish) is the source of this 1754-nucleotide messenger RNA. RefSeq names its product GA binding protein transcription factor subunit beta 1 (gene gabpb1). The transcript is spliced from 8 exons. Bases 188 to 1351 code for a protein of 387 amino acids. The record is from RefSeq and is a predicted model, not a curated record. Gene Ontology annotation, molecular function: protein binding; transcription cis-regulatory region binding. Gene Ontology annotation, cellular component: nucleus. Gene Ontology annotation, biological process: positive regulation of transcription by RNA polymerase II. Lineage: Eukaryota; Metazoa; Chordata; Actinopteri; Siluriformes; Bagridae.
UAGUCUAUAAGGACACUGAACACUGUGCACAUCCGCCCUGACGGACACAAACUAGUGCGGAGUGAAGAGGAGUCAUAACAGUGUAAUUUCAGCUCGAGGUUUCAUCGGAACCUUAAAUUAACCGGAGGAGAAAAACUCCGGUGUUUUUGGAGAAACCGUGAUAUAAAAGUUGUGCAUCUUUUUCCAGAUGUCUCUGGUGGAUCUGGGGAAGAAGUUGCUGGAGGCGGCUCGCUCUGGACAGGAUGACGAGGUUCGGAUCCUCAUGGCCAACGGAGCUCCGUUCACCACAGAUUGGUUGGGCACAUCACCACUCCACCUCUCCGCUCAGUACGGUCAUUACUCAACCACCGAAGUGCUGCUGCGCGCCGGCGUCAGCCGAGAUGCUCGUACAAAAGUUGACCGAACACCUCUGCACAUGGCUGCUUCCGAAGGCCACGCCUCCAUCGUAGAGAUGCUGCUGCAGCAUGGUGCUGACGUGAAUGCUAAGGACAUGUUGAAGAUGACGGCUCUGCACUGGGCAGUGGAACACGGACAUGGAGAAGUCGUGGCACUGCUGCUGAGGUUCGGUGCUGACGUUCACGCGCAGAGUAAAUUCACCAAAACGGCGCUGGACAUCGCGCUGGACAACAACAACGAGGACCUGGCAGAAAUCCUGCAGGUGGCGAUGCAGAACCAGAUUAACACAAACCCUGAGAGUCCUGAAAUGCUGACAAUCCACACGGCGUCACCUCAGUUAAUCAUCGGGCCUGGGGGACUGGUGAACCUGACCGGGAUCAUCUCACCAUCACACACCUCUAAACCUGCAGGUACACACACACACACACACACACACACACACAUCUCACCAUCACACACCACUAAACCUGCAGUGAUGGCCACUGAGGAGGUGGUGACCGCAGACUCCGUCGACGGUGCCAUUCAGCAGGUCGUGACCUCUGGAGGUCAGCAGGUCAUCACCAUAGUAACUGACGGCAUUCAGUUAGGAAACCUGCAAGGGGGUGGAGCCAUCAACCAGCCCAUAAUAGUCACCAUGCCUGAUGGGCAACAAGUGUUGACAGUUCCAGCCACAGAUGUAGCAGAGGAGACGGUGGUAAGUGAUGAACCUUCACUGAAACGAGCAAGACUGGAGGAAGAAGAAGAGGAAGAGGAGGAGAACACCAUCACACACACACACGAGACAAAGGUCAACAAAACCACCACUGAGAAGGUGGCGUUGUUGAAGCAGUUGGAGGAGGCAAACAGAGAGGCGCAGAAAUACAGACAGCAGUUCCUGAGGAAGGAGCAAGAGGCUGAGGCCUACCGGCAAAAACUGGAGGCCAUCACACGGCAGGGGGGGAAGAAACCAGCGUGACACACACACACACACACACACACACACACACACACACACACACACACGAUUUCACCUGAGACUUUCUUACACACACACUAAUGUUUUUUUGUUACAUUUUUAAUAAAUAACAUCACUCUAGCAGCCCAUGACAUGUUGUAGCAGUCAGAACCCUGUGCCCUGUUCACUACCUAGUGCACUUAGUCUGGGAGAUUAAGCAUUAAUAGUGCACUUGGGAAUCCCACAAUGCAUUGCAGUUAGAUUCCAGGGUCUGCAUGCAGAUUAGUCUUGUGGUGUGGCAGCUAUAGGGGUAAGGGGGGAGGGGAAAGGGGUAAGGCCUGGGGCAUCUGGUGUGUUGUUUCCGCUCAUCUGUGUUUAUGUGAACAUCAGAUUUGUUUCUAAAUAAAACCUGAAAUGAACGUGA